Molecule: messenger RNA, 8484 nt
Organism: Heterocephalus glaber (naked mole-rat)
Lineage: Eukaryota; Metazoa; Chordata; Mammalia; Rodentia; Bathyergidae
Gene: Znf483
Product: zinc finger protein 483
Biological process (GO): regulation of DNA-templated transcription
Source: RefSeq, a predicted model, not a curated record
GUUGAACCUCUGGCUGUUGCUUAUGUGCCUGUGCAGCUCUUUUCCAGGCAGGCCCUUGUCUUGGGCCAGUGUGUCCCCAUCCUCUGGGGUCUAGGUGGAACCCUGGCUGGAAUCUGCUUGCAGCUGUGCUGCUCUGGUCCACACCUGUGCUCCCCCAACUAAGGUGGUCUGGUGUGCCUUUAUUGCCGAGAUUUUCUUCACUUUUCCUGUGGGCUUUAAUUUUCAUGAAGGGUCCUCAGAGAGGCCCUCUUUCUGUUGUUCACUUCUGCUCUAUCUUUUCAAAUUCAGAACAAUGACCUUUAUGACCCCUGCAAUUCUGCAGUGUAGAUCCAGGUAAUGGCUGGCCACAGCCAAGGGGGAGUCAGGAGGUGCUGGCACCUGAGAGGCUCACCUCCUCUGUGAAGGGGGUGGGGUGGGUGUCUCAGUUUGGGGCAAUUUUUAAUAAAACAGUCACAAACAUCCCCAUAUGGUGUUUACAUUUUUCAUGAGUAAAUACCUAGCUGUGUGAUGCUGGGUCAUAUAGUGGGUAUAUGAUUAACUUUGUAAGUACAUUAAUCAAUAAAGUUUGAUUUUCCUUUUCUGCUUUUUUGAGAUAGAGUCUCACUAUACAUAUCAGGCUGCCCUUGAACUCACUAUAUAGCCCAGACUGGCCUCAAAACUCAUGAUGAUCCUCCUGUCUCAGCCUCCCACAUGCUGGGAUUACAGGUGUGCACCUGGGCUACUUUCUUCUUUUAUAUUACAUACUCUCACCUUCAUCUUACUUAUCCAAAUUGGAUUCUAUCAUUUAUCAUUUCAAACAUGUUUGCUCAUACAUCUUCAACUGCUUGUCUCAUUGCUCUCCUGUGAAACUCAUGCUAAAAAACUUUAUAUGUUAGAUCAAUCCAACUGUCCCAGUUCUUUGCAUCUUUUUUGGAGCUACUUUGAGAAAAAUCAUUCAUUGCUCAAAUAGAGAAUGACAUAAAUUGGUAUCUUCUAAUCUCAAAUUGCCUUUAAGUUUGUGGGGAAAUAGUUGUGUUUUUCUGGGCAGCUCUCAUUCUCCCCAGCUGCGAUUUCAAACCUAAUCUACUUUCACCAACAUUCUGCUACCUCAUUUCUGCUGAGGUCUCAGUAGAUGAUCUCUCAGCACAAGUUAAAUAUCUCCCUGAACCUAUACCAUUUCUUGCCUUCUUUUCUUGUAUUACAAGGAACACUAGGGCUUGCCUCUGAUUGUUUAAAGCUAAUUUCUCCACCUGUGCUUCCUCUCAGUCUCUCAGGGUCUUGACUCUACUGAAUGCUCCUUUGCUCAUAUCUUCAUCUUCUUCUCUAGUGGGUAGUUUGCUAUUUCUUUCCAGUACAUACCACUCCCUGUGUGUCUACAUAGCCAAGAAGAAGAGGUUUUUUUGUUUUUCCAGGGGAUGAUCAGUUCUCCUAGGAAGAAAAUCAUGGCCUCCCAUUGGCUGUAAGGUUCCUGGAGUCCCUGGAGUCCCUUGAGUCCCAGAGAAGUGAGGAUUUGUUGUCCUUGAAGUAACUCAGAUCUUUAGAUUAUUCAGGGCCUCCACACUGGAUACACAAGAGCCCUCAAGAUCCCGAGGAGAUAUGUAAAGUCUGCCAGCAGUAGGGGAAGCCAGGGCUUCAAUCAGGAAUGCCCCUUUUUCAUCUGUAAUAUUCCUAGUAGGCAGAACUUGACACUUUACAACAUUUAACAGCAACAGCUUUUUAAAAAUCUACCCUGGACUGUUGGUCAUAUUCCUAGCCUGCCCUACUCCCUCUAGAGAUGGGGGAGAUGUAUUCCCUCCCAAAAGGCUUUGGCUUGGAGCUGGUCAGCUGUCAAUUUACCAACCAAGUGAUCUUUGGCAAACCUGUUCCCUGUGCUGGAUCUUAUUUUCUGUAAAAUAUGAAGUGGGGAGGAGUAGGUAAGAACUUGGCUUUUCAAUUUCUUUAAAGUAGUGUGAUUCCAGAAGGAAGGCAGGGAAAUCAGCCUUCCCUUUACACAAACACAAACAUAAAUACAUACUUCCUCCACACCUCCGUAUAGGACAACAGAUCCUGGGCUAAGGGGUUAUGAAAACAGGAAACUAAGUGACAGGUGAAAGAGGAAUAUUAUUUAGCGAUGACAAUAACUGAUUGAUAAUCACAUGAAGCAACAUUGUUAAAUCUCAUAAACAUAAUGUUGAAUGAAAGAAGCCAUACCCAGAGAGCACAUAGCAUCUGAAUCUAGUCACUAGGCUCUAGAUUGUGGGAUAUGAAAACAAGUAAAGUGAUUCUUCUGUUUCUCUAUCUAGGUGCUAGCUAUAUGAAUGUAUCCAGUCGUAGAUGUUUGGCAGAGUCACUUUCACUGUAUUAGGCCACUCUAAAGACCCACUGUGAAGACCUGAAUUUUUAUUCUGAGUGAAAUGCAAAGUUUUUGCAGGAUUUUUACGCAGAAGAGGUACCUAAUCUGUAUGAUGUUAUAAACAUCUGUCUAGCCUAUGAAUGGACAAGAGAAGAAAGGUGAAACCAAGAAGCUAUUUCAACAGUCCAGAGUUGCUCAAGACUGUAAACUGGAUCCCUGGAAACCUUGAUAUUUGCCUGUGUAUCGUGCCUUUUGGUGGAGUGUACUGAUACUCAAAAUAAUCUACAGGGGACCACAUUCCAGCUUGUGAUAAGCAGGGCAAGCUGUAGUGCCCCUGAACACGAUGACAGCCAUUUCCCCAGCCUAUCCAAUUCUGGCCACAAGCAAGCAAAACAAGGUCCCAGGAGUGAAUACUUCUGGGAACCAAGAAGCUAUCUUAAGAGGAGACACUGCUGACCCAGAGUCUUUCAGACAAAAGUUCAGGUGUUUUUGUUACUCACAAGAGGCUGGACCCAGGAAAACCCUGAAUCAACUCUGGGAGCUCUGCAUUCAGUGGCUGAGACCAGACCUUCACACAAAAGAACAGAUUUUAGAACUAUUAGUGUUCGAGCAAUUCCUGACCAUUUUGCCUGGGGAGAUUGGGAUUUGGGUAAAGUCCCAACACCCUAAGAAUAGUGAGGAGGUGGUGAUGCUGGUAGAGGAUUUAACACAAACACUUGAAGAAAAGGAAGAUCCAGGAGCUCAGGAUUCUGCUGUUUACCAAGAGGAUAACUCAGAAGAAGAUAAACUGGUUCCAAAUACUGAGUCAUGUGAAUCCAUAGUGUUCAAAGAUGUGGCCAUCACCUUUUCUAGAAGAGAGUGGAGGAAGCUGGAGCCUUUUCAGAAAGAGCUGUAUAAGGACGUGCUACAGGAAAACCUAAGGAACCUAGAAUUUUUGGGCUUUCCAGUUUCCAAAUUAGAUUUGAUUUCUCAGCUAAAAUGGGUUGAAUUAUCAAGACUAAUAGAAAAAGAACUCUCAAAAGACUCCAGGCCAGAGUGUGAGCCUAAAGGGGAAUUGGAGGUGUCUGUUCAAAACUGUAAUGUUUUUAUGGAAGAUUUAACUUUAGAGAAAAUAAUAGAAGAAUGCUUCAAGGAUGAUGGUUGUGGCCUGAUAGCAGAAUUCCGGAAACAUUAUGGCAAAUCCAAGGAAGAUCAUGACAAACAGGGACAUUCAAAAGGAUCAGUAAUACAAAAGAAAACUCACAGGAUAGACAAUAAGGGUGAAGUAUUAGACCCAGAAAAGAGCCCCAAUGGACAGAAACUCAAAUGGACUUCUGACAAAGCUAAACAUCUGAAAGCCUACUUGAAGAAGUGUAGAAAGUUUAAUGAAUGCAAGAAACCCUUCAGUUUUCAUUCAGAUCUUGUUCUGAACCGUAGAGAGAAUACUGCUGAAAAGUCAGAGAAACACAGUGAAGCUGGAAAGGACCUAAAUUCAUCUUCAUCUCUUCCUGAACAUCAGAAAUGUAAGAAAAUUCAUCUGGGGGCUAAAUUCCAGUGCAGUAAGUGUGGGGUAGCAUUUACACAAAUUUCAUCCCAUUCUAAGAUAAAAAACUCUACCUGUGUAAAAUGUCAGAAGAAAUUAAAAGAUGCAACCUCAAAUAAAGAUGAGGGAACUAAAACUGGAGAAACUACUCAUAAAUGUAGUAAAUGUGGAAAAAUCUUUUGCUUUAGUGCCCCCCCCAGCAAAUAUCAUAGAAUUCACACUGUAGAGAAAAACUCUACGUGUCUUGAAUAUAGAAAAACUCAUAGUGGUAGUUCAUUGCUCAAGGCACAUUACAAAAAUCAAAAUGUAGAAAAGCCCCACAAAUGUGAUGAUUGUGGAAAAGGUAUCACCCUAGCUAAUGUCACAAAACAUCAAAGAAUUCAUAGUGGGGAAAAACCCUUUCAGUGUAAAGACUGUGGGAGACCCUUCAGUGACAGUUCAUCUCUUUAUCAACAUCAGCGAAUUCAUACUGGAGAAAAACCUUAUAAAUGUAAGGAUUGUGGGAAAUCCUUCAGUCAUAGCUCUUCCCUGUCCAAACAUCAGAGAAUUCAUACGGGGGAGAAACCAUAUACAUGUGAUGAAUGUGGAAAAUCCUUUAGACAAGCUUCUUGCCUUAAGCGACAUGAGAGAAUUCACACUGGAGAAAGGCCAUAUUUGUGUAAUGACUGUGGUGCGACUUUUAGCCAUUUUUCAACUCUCCAUUAUCAUCAAAGACUUCAUAGAGGAGAAAAACCCUACAAAUGUGACCAAUGUGAGAAAGCUUUCUCUGCCCAUUCCCUUCUUAGUCGUCAUAUGAGAAGCCAUACUGGUGUGAAACCUUACAAAUGUAAAGACUGUGGGAAAACCUUUAGUCAGAGUUCAUCUCUUAAUGAACAUUACAGAACUCAUACUGGAGAGAAACUCGAUGAAUGUGACUUUUGUGGAGCAAGCUUUACUUGAAGCACAAUCCUUGUAGAACAUGUAAAAAUUCAUACGAGAACAAGUGACCAUGAAUGCAAUGAAUGUGACAAAAAAUUUAAAAGUAUUUCAAGCCUUAUCAGACAUCGGGCAUCACACACCAAAAUGUAGUUCUGCAAAUAAAGUAAGAUGGGGCAGGGGGUUGGAAAUUUAGUUCAAAAUACUGGAAAUCCUGGGAUAUGAACUACCACAACAUUGAUUAAUAGCUGCAACUUCAGUGGGUUAGCAGCUAGAGAAAUUCUUCUCCAUUCAUCCCUCUUCAUUUCAAGGAUGUCACUUGCCGAUGAAUGGUAAUAGAGUAGAUAAAGCCAUGUGGAAAGUGAAGAAAGUAUGAGAUGUGAAAUGGUUCUAAAAGGCCAGUCUUAAAUUUGAAAAGUGUUUUUCUUCAGAGGAUUUCUCUCUCCUGCUAUUCUCCCACUCUAGUGUAUCAAGAUGGAAAGAACUUGACUGGACUCACAUUACUAUCUCAGAUUGCCAGCUUUAUACUAUAUAACCUUGUAGAAAUCAUUUGACCUUUCUGUAUUGUAGGUUCUGUACCAGUAGAGUGAAUGGAUGGGACUAAUGCUUUCUAAGGUGUUUUUUGUUUUGUUAUUUUUAUCUCUGAUAAUUGUGAUGCUGUAGAAAUGUUAAACAUUUUUGAUUUUUGGAAUUUUAUUGUUUCUCUGAUAGAAAACUGUUCUCUUGCAGUAUACUGGACUUCUAGUUUAGUGAGAAUGCUGAAUACUUUUUAAACACUUGGUGCAGGCAUCCCUAGAAUAUGAUAGGAACAAGCCAGAGAAGCUCAAACAAGUUUGUUUGCAGGGAAAUUCUAAUAAAUAGAACACCCCGAAUUUUAACUUUUGGUUACUGGCUAAAGGGAUUAAGAAUCCAAAAAUCUUGAACUUGAGUUAACUCAAGCCAUAAGAAUCACAGUCCCCCCAAAAAUAAAUUGGAUGUAGAGGAAAGAAACGUGCCAAAAACACCUUUCCCGAGUAGGUUUUCGUUUGCAACAUAGAAUUAUAAGUUUUACAAUUUGUGCCUGUAGCAAGUACAGCUUCCUGCAAUUGCAAGUGUAAGCAUUCAGUAUCAUAGAGGUCAUAUCUCUUAGACCGAGUCAUAUUUUGGGUUGUCUUCAUGGUGGGAUAUUUAUAUGUAAAUGUAUAUAUGUAUUUAUGUGUGUAUGUUUAGUUGCCAGUAUUUCAAAAUAGGGAAUUUCAUGUUGAGGUUUCUCCUUAAAAACCAAAUUUUGGGCUGGGGAUUUAGCUCAGUGUGCCUGCACCUGCCUUGCAAGCUCAAGAUUCUGAGUUUGAUCCCCAGUACCAAAAAAAAAAAAAAAAGAACAAUAAAAACAAAAUGUUAAGGGCUGCCCUAACUGGGCUCAUGUAUCCACGGAGCACUCAGCUGGAUCUGGGUAGCAGCUGUCUCCUUUAAAUGGGAAAUCUACUUCAUUACUUCUCAGCUUUUCUCCUGCGUAUAACCCAACUUUCCCAUUUUAGGAAUUUGGUAUUUUAAUCCUCUACAUUCUGGAGGAUAUAUACGCUAAAAUUAAGAGAGACCCCAUUUGAUAGCUAGUCAAGUUCAAGGAACGAAUGUAGAAUUGAUGAAAAUGUUUUCAGUUUUACUUUUUGUGUGUGUGUGGAAGUAGUUCUACAAAGUAUGGAAUAUACAGGUAUUGAAUAUUCAAAAUUACCUUGGUGAAGUCUGAAUAAUUUCUAACUGAAAAAGGAAUGAAAGACCCUGAGUGAGAUUUGGGUCUCAGGUCAUGGAGCUCGACAGGAGCCCUUCUGACUCAACAGUGUUCAGAAAUAAGUUAAUAAAGCUGAAAUUUGAGGCAGCUCCUUUAAAUACAGAACUAAACUAUAGUACAUUGGGCUUAUGGCAGUGAAGAGAUCUUAAUGCUGAUCAGAGUCUCAGGAAUAUUUGCUGUAAUUUAAUGUGCUUAGGUCUGAAAUGCUACCUCUGGAUGUAAGGUUUUUGGUUUCUUCUUUGUGCGUCUCUCAACCCCAAAUCCCUGCAGUUCAAAUACUGUGUGACAGAUUGAUCUGUGUAGUUAUUCCUGAAUGGACCUACCAAAUGCACUCUAGCCAUGAAAGGGAUAUGGGAUAUAAGAAUCAUAUGCUAGUGUAAACUAGUGGGGUUUUUCUGAAAAGAUACAAUUUAUAGAAAGAAUUAAAGAAAACUCUUCAGAGGAGACUUGUUCCAGAUUGUUUCCUGGGGUUAGAUUUCCCAACUUUCAUAAGUGGAUGUUUUAUCUCAAUAUCAGUUGGGGGUCUGGAGUAUAAACUUUUCUUAAAUUUUAUUGAGGUAUAAAUUUAUAUGAUAAAAAUAUUUCAGCUGUAUAGAUCAGUGAGUUUUAAUAAGUUUACUGAGUUUGUACAAUCUUCACCACAAUCCUUGUUUUUUCUUCUUGGUACCAGGGAUUGAACUCAGGAUAUUAUCCAAGUUAUAGUAUAUCGUAAUACUCUUAUUGUUCAAAUAUUUUCAGCAUGACUUGUACAUUUCAAUAAAGCAAUGAAGGAAAAGUUACUUUUGCUUUAAAAUUCUGAUAUGCCCGAUAUUUUGGCUUACAUGGGUAAAAUUCCAUCUUCGUGAUAGAAAUUGAUCUUUAUAUCUAGCUGAAAUUCUCUGAAAGAUGGAAAAUUGUCAAAAAGUGUCUGUCACCAGUUUGAGUUUAGGGAGUUGACAUUUUGUUUUUUCUUUGAGAUGGAACAUAUCCAAAGUUUUUCUUGGGCAGUGUCUUAUAUCACAUGAUUUACCUAAAACUAAAGAAAAUACUUGAAAAAUUUCAAAUUUUGAAUCAACUGAUCUUUGAUAUUAUUAGAAAUAUAUGUCCUAUAGGAAAAAUAUGAUUUCUUCAUGUAUAUUGUGUGAGCAAAAUUGUUUAAUGGUAUUUAAAUAUUUGUUUCAGUGAGCUUUCAGAUGUCAUUUUCUCACAAUUUUCUAAAUUAUGAAAUCUAACAUGAUUAUUUUUAAUCAAUCUGAGGUUGUGUGUGUGCAUUUGUGUGUGUGUGGGUGUGUGUGCACAUAUUUAUGUAUGUGUAACAACCAAGCUGUUUUAUAGCUGGCUAAGUUUACAUACUCAGGUCCUGUUAAAAUUUGUUUAAAAAGUUUUGUUAGAAAUUCUAUAUGACUAAUUUGGUGGAUUCUGUUUUUGACUAAGUUGUUGAAAAGUUCUGUAAAUCUUAAAUAUUAUCUCAAUUAUUGUCUUUCACACUGGAAUUAAACAGUGGUUUUGUUUGCUGCUGUAAAUUGCAAUUAUCAUUUAUCAUUGAACAUCCACUAUACUCUUCUAUUCCCUUUUUUCUUGACUGGUUAUAGUAUGAGCUUCUGUGUCUUCACUGAAUUCUGUUUCAGUAUUAUGCAUUUGUUUAUAUUUUUAAUAUUUUCUUAAAUUUUAACUAGAAAACUAAGACAAUAGAUAUCAAUUUAUGAUUAUGAUUUAUGUAACAGUGUGACUUUGCUGUCUGCUUAGGUAUACUCUUGUGCUAUUUGCAUAAUAUAGCCAAGUAGACCUAUCGUGAUAUUUCAUCCAUGCAUAAAAAGUCACCUGAAUCAGUCUUUGAAACUGACUAGAGAUUGGUAGUGUGUUUACAUGUGACACUAAAAAUAAUGCACGUUCCUAUAUAAGUUAUAGUACAACAGUGUCCUCUGCAAUACAAUAGUUAAAGUGAAUUGUAGUUUUGUUAAAACAAUAAAGUAGUGUUUAAUGAAAAAA